AUGGCGUCCACUUCCGCCUCUCGUUCUGCUCUCCCUGCGGCUCAGACGGCCCCGCUCGCGCAUAUUGACGUGAAGCGAUGGGAGCGAGCUAUGAAUGACGCCGAGAUCAACAAGUCAGACCUGAACGCCAUGAUUCUCGACUACCUCCUGCUCGAAGGCUUCCCCGACGCCGCGAUGGAGUUUGCGCGCGAAACCGGACUUCCCGCCGAAGUUGACCACGAGGCGAUACAGGAGCGGAUGGAGAUUCAAGAGGCCGUCGAGGAGGGACGGGUGGAAGAGGCGGUAAGGAGGGUGAACGAGCUCGAUCCAGAGAUCCUCGAUACCAACCCUCCACUCCUCUUCCAUCUGCAUCUCCUCCGCCUCAUCGAGCUUAUCCGGACGGAACAACUCGAGCCGGCUCUCGAAUUUGCGACGAACGAGCUCGCACCCCGCGGCGCUCAAAAUCCCGAAUUCCUCGCCGACCUCGAAAAGACGAUGGCUCUUCUCGCUUUCCCUGACCUCGCCAAAUUUUCGGAUGAUCAGGCUCAUCAUCCCACUUUGCCACCAGCCACCGCCGAGCUCCUCGCCGACCCCGCCUUCCUCCCCAUCAGUCAGCUGAUGCGCCGGAGUCAGCGCGUCAAGGUCGCCAAGGAGCUCAAUGCGGCCAUCCUCGAGUCGCAGGGUCUCGGGAUGGAGACGAAGCUCAGUGGGCUCGUCAGGCUUAUGAGCUGGGGGGAGGAUCGGCUGGAAAAGGCUGGACUGGCGAUCCCCGGGGGUGAAAGGGGAUGGGCGGAUGAGGUCCUGAAGGCAGAAAUGAAGUGA
Messenger RNA from Dioszegia hungarica, 801 nucleotides. Its product is annotated as CTLH/CRA C-terminal to lish motif domain-containing protein. NCBI's taxonomy places the organism in Eukaryota, Fungi, Basidiomycota, Tremellomycetes, Tremellales, Bulleribasidiaceae. Gene Ontology annotation, molecular function: protein binding. The record is from RefSeq and is a predicted model, not a curated record. The coding region runs from base 1 to 801 and encodes 266 amino acids. The transcript has 4 exons. Gene Ontology annotation, biological process: proteasome-mediated ubiquitin-dependent protein catabolic process. Gene Ontology annotation, cellular component: nucleus; cytoplasm.